This is a messenger RNA of Bactrocera latifrons, 742 nucleotides long. RefSeq names its product glutathione S-transferase 1-like. Gene Ontology annotation, biological process: glutathione metabolic process. The transcript is spliced from 2 exons. The coding region runs from base 86 to 655 and encodes 189 amino acids. NCBI's taxonomy places the organism in Eukaryota, Metazoa, Arthropoda, Insecta, Diptera, Tephritidae. Gene Ontology annotation, molecular function: glutathione transferase activity. The record is from RefSeq and is a predicted model, not a curated record.
AUAUCCGUUAGUUAACUGACAUUUAAUAGAAAGUAAUCAAAAACAAACGAAAUUUAAUUGAUUCAAUUGAGAAAACAGGUGAAAAAUGUCAGAUAUUUUGGCGGGUGAACAAUUGACCGAUGACUUCAUCAAAAACAAUCCACAACACACUGUGCCCACAUUGAAUGAUAACGGCGUCUGGCUGUGGGACUCGCACGCGAUCUGUGCUUAUCUUGUCGACAAGUAUGCUAAAGAUGAUUCACUAUAUCCGCGAGAUUUGAUCUUGCGCGCCCGCGUCCAUCAGCGACUCUACUUCGAUGCCAGCAUACUCUACAUGUCAUUGCGCUGUAUCACGCGACCGAUGUUCAAGAACAACGUAUCCAUCGUGCCACGUGAAAAGACACAGGGAAUUAUCGAGGGUUAUACAUUGCUUGAGAAGUUCCUGACAAGCGCUCCUUAUUUAGUUAGCGAUUGUCUGACCAUAGCGGAUUUUUGUUGUGUUGCCACGGCAACGUCGCUGGGAGGUGUGAUCGAAUUGGAUGCUACAAAAUAUCCCAAAGUGAGCGCUUGGAUAGAGCGCUUGAAGAAAUUGCCAUACUACGAGGAAGCAAACGGUUGGGGAUGCAAGAGGUAUAUAGACAUACUUAAGACACGUCUCACUGCAAUUGUCUCCUGAAUAAAUAACCAUUUUAUUUACUUAGCUGUAAUAUUGAAAUAAAUGGCGCAUAUUAGUGUGAAAAGUUCCUAAUUUUUGUGUUAAGCA